AUGCCAUCUCGCAGUCCUAGCAGCACUAGGAAAAGUAGUUGCGUCGCCUGUAGCCCUGCAGUGAACCAAAGCGCAGCUGGUGUCAAUAGCAGUGAUGGCAGCAAGGUGGCGUGUGGUGUUGGCGCGGAGAAAGACGUGGAUGUCUGCUGGAGUAAAAGCCAGCAUGCUCACGCACCAGCAGCUGUGGGGGAGGGUCCUCGGCUUCCUUCCUCGCCGAGGGUAGGGCUUCAGGAGAAAGAGGCGGGGCUCGUGUGGAGAGGCGGACCUUUGCCUAGCAGCCGCCCCGCCUCCCCCGCUGCAUACUUGCCGCUCAGCCGUUCGCUCGCUGCCUCUAGCGCAAGUGGACACAGGUUUUUCCUGACCCGUCGUACACUUGGGCUUAAACACAUUAAUUGUCCUCUGUUUCGUCUUGCAGAUGUUCAGAGGUGGGGAGACUUUGAGGGUGCGCACUCCUCCCUGGAGAAGAGGUCUGUGGUUGAGGACUUGCAAACUGGCUCUUAUCUGGAUUACAGGAGGUCUCUGGUGAUUGGUCAGUUUGCAAAGGAAACUGUAAUUGAGGAUUAUUCUUCAGCCUUCUCUUCAGAGCACAGCUGUGAAAAGAGAACCAAUCUCAGCACAGCAAAGGUGUUUGCUCAUGAGCGGGAGACCUCUGCCUUCACCAGGCAACACUCCAAAUCACUGGAGCGUCAAUCCCUAACAAAUCUCUCCCCUACCCCUGACCUUCUGAAUUUCAAAAAAGGAUGGAUGACCAGGCUGGGAGAAGAUGGGAAGUGGAGGAAGCACUGGUUUGUUCUUGCUGACCAGUGUUUACGGUUCUACCGGGAUGCUGUUGCUGAAGAGGCUGCUGAUCUUGAUGGUGAAAUCGACCUGUCCAGCUGUUAUGAGAUCACAGACUUUCCUGUGCAGAAAAACUAUGCUUUUCAGAUUCAUACUGAAGAAGGAGAUUUUGUGCUCUGCGCAAUGACUUAUGGGAUACGCCGGAACUGGAUUCAAGCAGUUGUGAACAAUGUUUGCCCAGCUGUUACUCCUGACGUCACACGCUCUGUUGCUCAGAAGGGGAGUUCUGGUGCUGGGCAUAAAAGCCCCUCCCCUCUAGACAACAGCCAACCAGAGAAGGGCAGCCGCAUCACCCAAAUGCGCAAAGACGGCCGUUACAACACUUUUGAUUGGGCAGAGUUCAGUCACAGGCAGCAAAAAAGGGAGGAGUGCAGUAGACGGGCGGGGAAAGGAUUGGCGUGUUUCCAUAGAGAGACGGUCCGUUCUGUGCCGUCGUCACCUGAAGAGCCUAUUGGAAGCUUGAUCAGGCGGGACCAAUCAGAAACAACCUGCAUUCAGAAAGAAGAUCGUUUACGGGCUCGCAACACGACACGGCCUGCAAACACGCCCAACAGCACCUCGCUGUCCACGGCAACGUCCAGUUAUGCUGCCUCGCGCCCAAGUGGGGAGGAGACUGGCUGUGUGGAUGCUCGGACCGAGUGGGAGGAGGAGCUUCAAACCGUUUGCAGGGAUCUGAAGGCGGAACUAGAUAGAAGUGGGAGGGAGUUCAGAGACUUCAAGGCCCGCCUCCAGGCUGAACUGUGCGACAGUCAGGACCGCCUCCGUGAGACAGAGGUGAGACUACGUGAGUCGGAGGCGUGCUUGCAGGAACGGGAGGGCCUGCUCGCAGGAGUGCAGCGUCACUUGGAGGAGGUGACGGGAUGUCUGAGGGCCACGGAGGAGGCACAGGUUUUGAAAGACAUCCGCCUGCAGAGACAGUUGCGCCUCCUACAGGAGAGUCAGGAACAGGAGAGGAGGAGUCUCGGUGACAGCUUGGACCAAUCAGACCGGCGUGUCCAGGAGCUGGAGGAGCGGCUCCGGCAGAGGGAAGCAGAGCUGCAGAGUGCGUUGGUGAGAACGGAGGAACUGCAGAGGAGGUGCCAGGAGCUGCAGGCCCAGCUGGAGGAGUGUGAUGGGGAACUGGGCCAACUGCAGGCGCGACUUCGCGGUGAGGAGGCGCUGUACUACAAUCUGGAGCACAACUAUGAGCGGGUGCAUGAGGAGCUGGAGUCCGUGCGCGGUGCCCUGUGCGACUGUGAGAGGGUCUGUGAAGACCGCUAUGGUGCUCAGCUGGACAGGAAGGAACAGGAACUGCAGGAGAUGACGCUCAGAAUGGCUACCUUGGGCCUCACUCUGCAGGAGACUGAGCUCAAGCUCGAGCAAGCCCAGCACCAGCUCCAGGAGGACCUCGUCACUCAGGACGCACCGGCAGAGCCGCAAAGCAUGCUGGGAAGCCCAGACAUUGGGCAGACGACCACGACCCAUGCGCUGGCCAAUUCUGGAAGACGAAAGGGCACUCGGGAUGACGAUUCCCAGCGUGCGAUGCGAGCACUGGAGAGCAAACUGUGCGACACGGAGGAGAAGCUGUGGGAGAUGACGCUGCAGCACCAGGAGCUCGGAGAUGAGGAGGCACGUGUGCUCCGGACUCCCGCCACACCCCUGAGCGGCCAUCUCCCAGGACGAGGUCUGGAGAAGCUGCACUGCCGAGCUUUCUGUGGGCUUCAGGGGGUCCCCUUGGAGAGCACUCCUAAAGAGAGGGCUACCAACGCAGACGUGGUGAUGAGCUCUGGGCUCCUGGAUCAUGACUGUGAGGAUCCAGACAGGAGGGGGGGGUCAGGGAUGGCUGCCAGCACACUGGCACUGGUUAUCCAGAGGAUGGCGUCUGCACUGGAGCAUCCCAGCAGAGAGCUACAAGACAAACUGUCAGAGCUGCAGCAUGAGGCCCACAACCUCAGGGAGGCUUGCUGUGGAACUCGUGAAGUGAGGACUCGAGAGAGGCUCGCUCAGAUCUUCGCUUUCUGUCGGGAGUUGGACAAGAUCAACGGCACACUGGGUGACUCUGAGAUCUGUAGCCUGUGUGUGACAGCCGAGCUGGCCUACCUCAUACACGUGCUCUACACGCGUAGCUCGGAGGCUUCACCAGUCACACUCUGUAGUGAAACGUACUCAAACUCCAAGCCCAGGCGAGCGCCCGCCAGCCCGUCUGACCUGGCCUCGCCUGGCCAGCGGCACUCCAUGGGCACAGGGCACGCUGGGCUCCAGGGCGGAAACAGGGAGCGCCUGGUGGCUGAGUUGAACUCUCAGGCCCGGACGCUUCAGGCCCUGUCCGUCCAGCUGCAGCCUGCUGUGCUUCCUCCUCCCAUGCUGCGGGUGGCGCUGAUCCAGGCUAUGCUGGUGUAUGUGGUGAACCGCACACGCAUGGCUGUGCAGCAAGAGUGCAGUGCUGAGUGCUGCCGAGCGGUGGCACUGUUUCACCAGCAGGCCCGGUGCUAUGAGCAGAAACAGCGGGAGAGUCAGCAGGCUGCGGACAGGGCCAAGGCCAACGCCCAAGCGAGGGGGCAGGAAGUGCGGAGACUGGAGGCGGAGCUUGACGACAAGCUCUGUGGACUUCAGCAAAUCCACGAGGAGGAGAUGGGUCGACUUCAUGGGUAUUACAGCCGGAGCUGUUCCGGGGAGACGGCAUCCACAGGCCGGGACACGUGUGUAGUAGCUUAUCAAGACGGGAUCCAGCAGCUGGAGGACCAGCUUGGACGGAUGGAGAAGGACCUUCUCAGCAGUGAGGAUGCCUCCCUCAGACAGACCUACGAACAGGAACUCGAGACCCUGAAGGCUACGUGUGAGCAGGGCUUUAGGACCAUGGAGCAGAGCCAUCAGAGGGUAAUUGAGGAGCUGGAGCGUCGGCACCAGAUGGAGGUGGAACGCCUGAAGGAAGAGCGGGAGAGAGCACUGCAGGAGGAGGCCGAGGCCACCAUCACCGCCAUUGAGGCCAUACACAAGGCUCAUAAAAAGGAACUGGAGAGAAGUCAGAAGAGUGAAGCGAACGCUGACCUCAGCAAGCUAGGGCAGCAGUGCACUGAGGAGGUGGAGUCUCUGCACAGGGAGCUGGAGGUUUUGUCUCGGCAGUAUUCUCAGAAGUGUCUGGAAAACGCCCACCUGAAACGAUCCAUGGAGAUGGAGAGACAAGCCCUGAUCUCCUGCAGGAGAGAGAACCAGGACCUCCACACACACAAUCAGGAGCUGAGUAAGCGCGUGUUAUCUGAGCUCACCCUCAUGCAGUCUUCUGUGACUGGAGGAAUGGACCUCACACCUCUAUCUCAGAACAAAGAUGUGUAUCAGCUGCAGGUGACGCUGCGGGUGAAGGAAUCAGAGAUUCGGUGUCUGAAGCAGGAAAUCCUGUCACUGAAAGAGGAGUUGCAGGCUACACACAGACAUUCUAAAGAGGUUUUGGGAUCCAGGUAUCCUAGCGACAGUGAAGGCCACGGCUACACCCCUGAACUGAAGUCCAGAAGUAACCCUGACCUUGUGAAGCACCAGGUCAGGAGGCUGCGUUUGGACCGGUCCAAGGUUGGAGCAGUGCUGCUUCUGAGAGCUGAGGUAAUCUACAGCCACAAUCUGUCCGUGUUCACCGGUGAGUUCUUUACGUCCGUGUGCGAGACUCGACACAAGCGUGACUGCUGACCUGCUGUCACCCCCGAAGCAGCCAAGGCUGCCUCAACACUUCAUCUCCAUAACAAGAGUCCCUGAGGUCCAGGACCAGGAUGUGGUGGUCCCGCGUGUCAAGCCACACAAUGAGCUGCACGGUGUACUUGCACAUGGGAUUCUGGCUUAGGAGUUGCAGCAUUGUAGCCUCAUCUCAACGUGCAGUGAUGAAAGUACUGGGCUGGUAAUCAGAAGGUUCCUGGUUCAAGUCCCACCACUGCCAAGUUGCCAAUUUUGGGCCCCUGAGCAAGACCCUCAACCCUCAAUUACUCAAGUUAUGCUCAGUUAGAAUGAAGUUGCUUUGGACAAAAGUCUUAGAGAAAAGCUGUAAAUGCCAGAAGCUCCUGGUUUAGACUGAGGGUUUGUGUUAUUACCAGCAGGGCUCUGGUGAAGAUCCCAAAGUAAAACAAAAUCCAGGUUGUGAAGGUGUGCUUGCCUGUUUUGAAGUGCUCAGUAGUGUUUCACUUCGAGUGGGAUUCCCCCCUGCCCCCCAAAUCAAUAAAUAAAAUAUCAUUGGAGCAACACAGUCCAUCAAAUAAAAAGAACACGUUUUUCUUGACCCAUGGAGUCAAAUAUAAAAAGCUUGUAAAUGGUAAAAAUAAUGUGAAUGUAAGAUUUUUAUAUAGAGAUAGCUAUAUUUGCUUGAUUACUAUAUGUCCCCUUUGGCAGUUCAUGAGUUUUUGCAUAGGGGUGGUAAAAGGCAUGCGGAACUCUACCACGAGUAAACUGGUAGCAGCCACGAAGUCGUUAGUUUUUUUUGUAUGAAUAAUUUUUAAUAUUUAAUUUUUCGAUCUUGUAAAUAAACCAAC
Molecule: messenger RNA, 5324 nt
Organism: Electrophorus electricus (electric eel)
Lineage: Eukaryota; Metazoa; Chordata; Actinopteri; Gymnotiformes; Gymnotidae
Source: RefSeq, a predicted model, not a curated record